AGCAUGACAUUUGUCAAAAAAAAGUCAAAUCAAAUCUCAAUCACCGCACGGGGCAGAUUCUGUCGCGAAUUAAUUAGAAUUUAAUAUCUUUCAUUAAAAAUCAGUGAAUCUAGGGAUUAUUGCUCGACAAUGAGUGACGAUUAUUUGAGCAAACCUUUAUCGUUUGGAGCUCCGACUCCUGCACUUCCAUCCCAGCAGAUCCAACCUUUGUCGCCGUAUCUAAACUACGACACUCGCUAUCUCCAAACCCAGCCUGAAUUUAUCUUUCCUGAGGGAGCCUCCAAACAGCGAGGCAGAUUCGAGUUAGCAUUCUCACAGAUAGGGUCCUCUGCCAUGAUAGGCGCUUCUAUUGGGGGCGUAGCUGGUUUCUAUAACGGGGUACGUGCUACCACUUUAGCCAGUCAAACCGGGAAACUGCGCCGAACACAACUUUUGAAUCAUGUCAUGAAGCAAGGAGCAGCUACUGCAAACACCCUCGGAACCCUGGCCGUGAUGUAUUCUGCGUUUGGUGUAUUGCUCCAGUAUGCGCGUGGGGAGGACGAUGAUAUUAAUACCAUAGCAGCCGGCGGCGCCACCGGACUGCUGUACAAAUCUACCGCAGGCUUGAGAAAAUGUGCCAUGGGAGGAGGAAUCGGGUUGGCUUUGAGUUCACUCUACGUCUUGUGGAACGUCACCGGAGGAAGUUCAAAAAAAUUAAAAGAACUGCGAUCACAAUAUAUGUAGAUUUUUGACUCAAUUCCCAAGUAGAAUUAUGACAAGAAGCUAUCGAAAUUCGCUAGGUCCAGAUUGUAACAAUUCACAAAACUUUCAGUUGUAGGCCACCAUGAACAGUUUGGUUGGUCGACGGAGGCAAACCGGAAACAAGUGUUUCCUUAAGAUGGGUUUGAUUAUGUAUAUUUUAAGGUACACUUGUUAGCUGUGAUUCUGAAUAUUUUUUAAAUAUUUUCUUUAUACAAAAAGGAGCUCCUAAUUUAAGUACUGUUUAUAAGCAAAUAAUAAAUUGUAAUUAUACCUA
Messenger RNA from Armigeres subalbatus, 1015 nucleotides. RefSeq names its product mitochondrial import inner membrane translocase subunit Tim23 (gene Tim23). Bases 130 to 723 code for a protein of 197 amino acids. NCBI's taxonomy places the organism in Eukaryota, Metazoa, Arthropoda, Insecta, Diptera, Culicidae. The transcript is spliced from 3 exons. The record is from RefSeq and is a predicted model, not a curated record. Gene Ontology annotation, molecular function: transmembrane protein transporter activity. Gene Ontology annotation, biological process: protein import into mitochondrial matrix. Gene Ontology annotation, cellular component: TIM23 mitochondrial import inner membrane translocase complex; mitochondrial inner membrane.